Molecule: messenger RNA, 3719 nt
Organism: Manduca sexta (tobacco hornworm)
Lineage: Eukaryota; Metazoa; Arthropoda; Insecta; Lepidoptera; Sphingidae
Exons: 12
Coding region: 92-2968 (958 amino acids)
Biological process (GO): regulation of DNA-templated transcription
Cellular component (GO): nucleus
Molecular function (GO): RNA polymerase II cis-regulatory region sequence-specific DNA binding; zinc ion binding; DNA-binding transcription factor activity, RNA polymerase II-specific
Source: RefSeq, a predicted model, not a curated record
AUAUCUUAUCUGUGGUAAAGCCAUUACAAAUGGCGGCGAAGCGCGUACAGUUGUCAAUGUAUUUAUUGUUGUAAAUGUUAAAUUGUAUAAAAUGGAACACGCAUUGAACCCAAGACUUGAUAAAGAAACAAUUUACGAGAUUUACCGAGCAUGUCGCCUUUGCGGGGCCGGUGCUGGUUACAAAAUGCCAAUAAUGCAAAACGUCAUACACUUGGAGGAUUCAGAAAUAAAUUUAAGCAAAAAAAUACGGGAAUGCGUGCAAAUAGAGGUGCAUGCAGAUGAUAAGAUGCCACCGUUGAUCUGUGAGUUGUGUGUGGACAAAGUGAAUGAUUUCUACGAGUUUUUAGAGUUAUGCAAGCAGACAAACAAGCGGACGAGGCUGAAGCUUGGUCUUCCCAUGCAGACCACUCCUAAAGGCGUGCAGGAUUCUGGAGACUGCAUCUUGGGAGACACCGCUCCGGUCUACAUAAAUGAGGAUUCCAACGAAACCUCCAUCAAAUACAAGAGUAAGACAAGAGUGAAAGAGAGGGAGAAAGAGAGGAUGAAGGAGAAAGAAAAGCUUAAAACAAAAGUGAAGAAUGAGCCGGAAGUUAAGAUCAAAGUGGAGCCUCUGUCGAGCGACAGGAGUCGUGCGAGUCGAAGGCCGCCUGCGCCACCUUCCCCACCUCCCAUAAGGGUCACUCGCACCAGCUGUGGCCCGAACGACCUCAACGGAGGACUUCAGGAUCCACAGAAGAGAGCAAGACCAGCUCCAAAGAGUAUAAUGAAGAAGGAAAAAGAAGAAAUUAAGGUAGAAGAUGAUUCAUCAAGAUUAAAAAGACUUCGAGAGAAGGAUGUGAAAAGCGAAAUACCAGUAAAGAAAGUCAAAAUAUUGCUAGAACAAUGCUCGUCAAAAUCGAACAAGCAAUCAAGUCCAAAGACGAAACCCAAGCCUCCUGCGAAGCGUCCUGCGUCGCCCCCAGCGAAACACGCCGCAGCUCCUGUGAAACAUUCAGGAUCGUCUACGAAAAAUGCCGUGGCUCCUGCAAAACAUACAGGAUCUUCUACAAGACAUGCUACAGCUCCUGCAAAACAUACUGCAGCUCCUGCAAAACAUCCGGGGUCUUCGAAACAGAACGCAGCUCCUGCGAGACGUCCUGCGUCUCCUGCGACCAUUCCUGCAGUGCAAUACACGUGUAAAAUAUGUUCGCUCGUGCAAAAGAAUUCGCAAGGAUAUCAAAGUCAUUUGAGAUCGCAUGUAGUGACUUUCACAAGGCCAACCAUGGCCUGCAACGCGUGCGGCGAGUGGUUCCCAACGUACGACGAGGCGUGUUCCCAUCACAGGAUGCACAAACACGACCUCGUGCCGUACAAGUGUAGAAGAUGUUCCGGUGAAUUCAAAACGCAUCAUAGUUACGAAGAACAUUUCGGCCAGAGUCAGUGCAUCCCGUUCGACGAGGUGCCCGACGUUAAGUGCGGCGACUGUUGGCGGUACUUCGCGACGGACCGCCUGCUCAUCGAACAUAAAUGCGCGGGAGAGGAAGGGAGACCAGGAGGUAAAUGCGUAAAGUGCAACCGCACCUACGUGCUGUUGAAGAACUUGAGGCGGCACGAAGCCGCCUGCAUGCACAGGAGACGGAGCGUGGCGACAGCAGACUCCGAGAUGGUGACCACGAAGCAAGUGCAGAUACGCAUGGCGCGCUGUGACCCGUUACUAGAGAAGGAAAGAGACGGACACUAUGACGUCAGCGGUGUCACAGACUUCGGCUUCGACCCGAACUGCAUCUACCCUUACAAGACAAUUUGUAUCAAAGCAGAACCAUUUGACGGAAUGGUGAAAAUACAAGAGGAAGUGAGGAAAGAAUUCUGCUCAGAAGAGUAUGUUCAUUGGGAUUCCACUGAUAGUGAGGAAGAAGUGGAUAGUUUAGUCACAUUAUCCCUCAAAACAAUCUUCUCACAGAAGGUGUUAGGUCGUGUGCCGAGAAAGAGAAGGGUUAAGAUAGAAGAAGACAAAACUAUCGACGUAUCUAGUGAUGCGAAUGUUUCAGAGGAAGGUUUUCAAGGUUUUAAUUUGGUUUCUGAGCUUAAUGAUGUGAGCAGUAGGGUUGGAGAUGUGUUAGACGCUGAGAAAGGCAGUAUAAAUAAUGAUUCGAUAGUUAAGGAUGUAACAGAUGUUACUGAGAGAUUAGACGCUGAAAAGCCUACAGCUGACAAAGACUGUCAGAAUGGUGAUGACUUUAAUAAUGAUAUCGAUGAUUUUGGGAAUUCAAACCUCACCGGCAAUGAUACUAAUGACGGCUUUGAAGAUAUCGACGGAAGUAAACUUAUAGCUGCCUUGAAUGAACAAAUUGGUGAAGAUGAUGAAACUGAGGGUGAACGUAGCUUUAAAGACUUAGAUAAGAAUGAAUUGGGUGAUGAAAAACAUAAUAAAUGUGAAAUAAAUGUUAAUGAAGCGAAUGAAAAAUUGAAUAAUAAUAAAGAACAUUUUAAUAAUAUUGAACAUAGUGACGAAAAUAUUAAUGAUAAAUGUGGAAUAAAUGAAAGCAAACAAAAUGAAAAAUUGAAUGAUAAAGAAACUGAUAAUUUUAAUGAACAUAGUAAAGAAAUAGAUAAAGGCAGUGAAGAAAUAAAUAGCAAUAAAGACAAAGAUUUGAAAGAUUUAAAUUCUUUAAAACAUGAUGAGAAUUUUGAAAACGAUUCAAAUAUAAAUAAUACAAUACAAAAUGAAGUUAAACACAGUGAUUUUGAAAAUGCAUGUCUACCCAAAGACAAUAAGAAUAAUGAAAACAAUGUCUCAAAUGUAAAUACUUUAGAAAUUAAAAAUAAUAAUUCUGCGUGUGCAGCAGAAUUAAGCGAAAAUGGUCAUGAAAAUGAAAUCGAAAAUGGGAAAUGCGAGAAGCUGUGCCUAGAAGAUUUGCUAGAGAGAGAUCUAGAAAAGAAUGACAGUUUAAAACACAUAUCCGAUGAAGAUUAUAAUUUUGAUGUUUAAUUUGUUACCGUCGCCGCACUAUCAAAUGGAAUAUACCUGCAAAUGGUAUACUGGAAUCCCCCGGCUUAUCGACUGUAGGACCUCGCAGGAAAGUUGGGAAGGAAGUGUGUGAAGGAGAAGGAACCGUCUCAAAAUAGGAGGAGGGGAGAAGACCAGGAAAUGUUCACGAGCACUCAUAGGCCUCGAUGUGUUACAACUAUGUAGGCUUACCAUAAUUACGAAGAGCCAAACCGCCGGGACGCAGAAGAGAAAGAGGCUCAUUUUCAUUUUGUUUUUCGCUUAAUUUGUGUUUUUCAUAUUUGAAAUGCAAUCAAAUAUAUUAUGAAUUGAAAACAUAUUAAUAAAUGUGAAUAUAUUUUUUAUUAAAAAGAAAAAGAGACUAAGUACAAUCACCCGGGACGCAGGGACAGGGAUUUCAAACCGGGACUAUCCCGGUCAAACCGGGACGUAUGGUAAGCCUACAACUAUGAGGUGUACACUGAACUGUGUGUCUAGAGCGACAAAUGUCCCCCGUGGAGUGAAUGUAGAGACAGCGCACGGAAUUGAGUAGGGGGAAGAGCGGGGUGGUUAUGGAGAUAGUUUGAGUCCCUGGCAAGGACCUUUUAUAUCGAAAAAUCUUUCACACGGACAAAACCACGGGCAAAUUUAUAAAGUGUGGUAAUAAUUUAAGCAUCAAAACGAUAUGAUCUUUAGCAUGUAAGAGAAUUUGUAUAAAUGUAUAUAAUAAAUGAUUUAUGACUUUGUGUACAAU